CCAGUGCAGCUUCUGAUGCUACCUCCGUCGUCGUCCUCCUCCUCCGUCCGGGUACUCCUCUUCACGUUAGUACUCCUCCCCUACCACACUAGGGCUAGGGAAGGGAAGGGAUUCGAUUCUCCUCCGCUCCACAUCAAAAUCGAGCAAGCCCAAGGCGGAAGGCGCCCUGCUUCUCCUUCUCUGCCUCAACCUACCGCCGAGACAUUAGACUAGAUGGCCGCAAAAUCGAAACCCUCCAAGAUCUCCAUUUUCGGGGCCAAAGCUGGAUUUCUCAUACCCAAGAACAAGCUCCCUGGCUCACUCAUUGCCCGUUCCAGUUCCAACGCCAAGAAUGAAUCACCUACUGCUUCUUCUUCUGCUGCUGCUUCCUCCAACUCCAAGUCCAAGGAAGACAACAACAACAACUCUACUCAAAGAAACACUAAAUGGGGCCCGGAUCUCACCCUGGAUCCUGCCGUCAGAAAAUCCAGAGCUUCGGCCUACCAGAGUCGACUGGAGCAAAUUACCAAGGAGCUGAUAUCGGGAUCCCUAGAGAUAAGUGAAAAUGAAGGCUCGAUAUCUACUGCAAGGGGCUCAAACUCUGAUGGUGCUAACAAUGAGAAAGAGAAUGUGCAGGGAAUGGUUGAGCUCUUGGAACUUGAAAGAAGAGAAAUUAUUGGUGAAAUACUCCAUUUAAAUCCAGGAUAUAAGGCUCCUGAAGACUACAAGCCUUUACUCAAGGAAACAAAAAUCCCUUUGCCUACAAAAACAUAUCCAGGGCAUAAUAUAAUUGGAGUUCUUAUGGGACCUGAGAGCAAUGCCCAGAAGCGACUACAGGAAGAAACCGGAGCUAAAAUACGAGUAUAUGGGAUUAAGAGAACCAACGGAGAGAAGAGUGAGAUUCACCAAGCAGACAUAGGUGAAGUGCAAGGUGCUUAUGAAGACCUGUACAUAAAUGUCUCAGCUGACACUCAUGACAAAGUAGAUGCUGCGACUGCACUGAUUGAGCUGCUUCUUACUCCUGUCUCUAUAAAUUCAAGGGCUAUUGAAGCAAAUGCUACUGUUUCAUCAGCAGUUAGCUCAGGCGGUGCAGAUUUAGCUGACCUGCGGCAGGUGCAGAACAACAGUUCUCAGCCAGGUUUUCUUCAGUACCAAUCACAUGAUGCUCACUGGCUAUCUACUUCCCAAGCCAAUGCUCCACCAAUUCCUUCCUCUGAGCCUCCGCCGAGUGCAUUACCUAACAAUUCUUUUCCGCUUCAGCCUCCUGGCGGUUCUUUGAGUACGCUUUCAUACACAGGACCACCACCUCUUAUGAAUAUCAUGCCAAGAAACCCAUUGCCUAUUCCUGGACCUCAGCCAUUGGUGUCAAACGCUCAACAACCUCCGCUUCAAUUCCAAGCAAACCCCUCAAUUGGGUCUCCCUUUGGUAGACCCCCUGGAAUUGUAAGCCCGCAACUAACUCCAUCUUCCACAUUGCCGCGGUCUGUUAGACCUCUUCAAACACCCCAUGCAUCUGGAGGAUGGCUAAAUUUUUCUUCUGUUCCAGUGCAAUCUCAGAGGCCUUCACCAGCUUUUAUGCCAGUGAGACCUCCUAUUUCCGUGUCUCCUCUUGUUUCAAGUCCACAGCUGGAAGGUGCCGCUGUUCCAUCGUUUCCUCGUCAAUCAAAUAUCUCCACAAGCUAUGGCACUCAGCAUCAUCCAUCAGGCGCAAGCUUUGCAUCUUCAGCAACAAUGCCUUCCAUACCUCCUGGUGCCCCCCAAUUGUCACCUCAGGGUCCUUCCUCAAUGCCAGUGCUGUCGUCUCCUGCUGGGUUAACAACACAGCCACCUUAUCCGCUGCCGAUGCAAAUGCGUCCUCCCAUGGCAACACCUGCUCAAAUGAGAGGCCCGCCUUCACCUUUCCCUCAGACUGGGCCAACUCCUGGCAUGCCACCUGCUGGCGGGUUUGGUGUGCCUGGUUCUGGAAACAUGACCGCUAUGAGGCCACCACGCCCAAGCAGCGGUGAUUUUACCUUUCGGCCUCUUGUGUCAGCUUCACCAACACCAGAGCUUGGAGCAUCAGGCAGUCAAGUGCCAUUAUUCCAUCCUGGCAACCAGAGACCACCUAUGGCGCGAGUUGAAGGUUUCCAAAGGCCUAUUGAUAUGGGUCAUCAGGGCCGGGCGUAUGCCACUGGUCCACCGCAUCCACAUCAACAUCCACAUCCACAUGCACACUUUGGUGGUGGAGGCUUCCUCCCAAGGAAUCCAGCUGCAUCUGUGCUUCAAUCGGCAGGGACAAGGGGGUUUGUUGGAGCUUUCCCUCUCCCGCCAGCGGCAGUUGAAGCACAACGGCCGUUUCAUGUGUUGGCACAAGCACAACAGAAGCCAAUAUACGAUCCAUUUGUGCCGAGUGGUGCAGUAAUGUCAGGAGGACCUGGAGGUGGAGGAGGAAGAAAAAGGAAGACGGAGGAUGACAAGGCUGAGUACGAGGAUCUCAUGGCGUCCGUUGGUGUCAAGUGACAUAUGCACUUUCUUUCUUGAGAAGAGUUGGGAUCUUUCUUUCUUUCUUGAGAAGAGUUCAUUUGCUACUAGUUGACUUUAUUAGACUACACUAGACUAGAAGAGUAUAGGAUGAGUAAUUUUGGCAUUAAAGGAUAGUAGAAGAGAAGAAUGACUGAAUGUUUGUUUGUCUGUUAUUGAUCACUUGUAUGUUUUGGUAUAUUGAUCGAUGAUGAAAUUAAAGCAUCGUAAUGUCUUGUUUCCUCUUAUGUUGUCCUGUUUGGAGAAAAUUAAGGAAAAUCUUUGAUGCAUUAUUUAUGCUA
Messenger RNA from Oryza sativa Japonica Group (Japanese rice), 2780 nucleotides. RefSeq names its product branchpoint-bridging protein. Gene Ontology annotation, biological process: regulation of mRNA splicing, via spliceosome. Gene Ontology annotation, cellular component: nucleus. Gene Ontology annotation, molecular function: mRNA binding. The record is from RefSeq and is a predicted model, not a curated record. NCBI's taxonomy places the organism in Eukaryota, Viridiplantae, Streptophyta, Magnoliopsida, Poales, Poaceae.